AUGGCCACCGCAGUUGGAAAUCGUCUACUUCCCCAUGUUGUGGACAAUGACGCCGAAACCAACCCUAAUGGCACCUUCGGUCUGAUACUAAAAGACAACAACAUUCCAAAUCAAUGGAUACCACUCACCAAAAGACAACUAGCCCAAGCAGUGAACCAUGUUGCCUGGUGGUUCGAGCAGACAGUUACUGAGCACUGCGACACGACGACAGUUGCUUACAUGGGCCCAAACGAUAUCCGCUACGUGAUAUGUGCUAUUGCUCUCGCAAAAGUGGGCUAUAAGGUUAAUAGCCAGCACACAUUCCUCCCAUCCACACGCAACUCCGCCGAAGCAAAUGCGCAUCUCCUCCGUGCUGUCGGUUGUAAAUGUCUUCUAUGGGGUGGUCAAUCUCAAUCAGCACACGGACAAGCCCUCGUACCGGAUUUACAAGUCUGGAGAUUUCCGUCCCUUGAUGAUCUUUUGACUAGUAGCGUUUCCCACUACCCGUACCACAAAACAUAUCAAGAAGCUGAAGAUGAAACCUUCGUGAUCUUGCACUCCUCCGGGACAACAGGAAACCCGAAACCCGUCCCAUUGACACAUGGAUAUCUCUCCGUGUUGGACAGAGGCACACCACCCGGUACACCCUCGGACUGUAUAUGUGGACUAUGGAACUGCGUAGAAAAAGGAGACUCAAUGUUCGGAAUGAGUCCUCUCUUCCAUAUAGCCGGGUUUACCACAAUCAUAGACGCCAUUUUCCAUGGCCACCAGAUAAUCCACUACUCCUCCAAGCCGGACAUCGAUUCCGUACUCGACGCACUAUCGACACUUCGUCCACGAGGCGCAGUCAUCCCACCAUCUCUACUACAAGACAUGAGCAGGACACCACAGGCACUCAAGGCGCUCUCAAAGAUCGAGUACGUGAUCUUUGCCGGCGGGCCACUUUCCGCCGAGGCCGGUGAUACAAUCUCUAAAUAUUGCAAGCUGAUCCCUUGCAUCGGAUCCACGGAGUUGGGACACAUCCCGCCGACAAAAUCGAAGGCGACACCUGAGGACUGGAAAUAUUACCAAUGGCCCUAUUACCCAGAUAUACAUAUGGAGCUACACGAGGAGGGUUUAUAUGAGAUGGUCAUUCGUCGAUCACCGGAUAGCCGUCUGCUUCAUGGGGUCUUUCAUGUUUUCCCCGAGCUGCAGGAAUGGAGGACCAAGGAUCUGUUUUCGAAACAUCCCACGGAAGGUGGAUUGUGGCGGUUUGAAAGCAGAACAGAUGAUAUAAUCGUCCUUGGGAAUGGAGAAAAGGUUAAUCCUAUUGAGAUGGAGGCGGCCAUCGAAGGUCAUGAUCUCGUGCGUAACGCUAUGAUCGCUGGCCGGGGGAUGACUGAAUGUGUGCUUUUAGUGGAACCGGACUGGGACAAGUUUGGGGACCGGGACCUGGAUGAUGGUUUUAUCGAUGAGAUCUGGGAUAGUGUUGAGGCUGCGAAUAAGCAGGGGCCGGGGUAUGCUUACAUUGAGAAGGAUAGAAUUGGAAUAGCGAGCCGUGAGAAACCGUUUCAAAUGAAUGCUAAAGGGACACUGAGACGUGCGUUGGUCUGCAAGGACUAUGAAUCUGAGAUAUCGGCCUUGGGGGAUGAUGACCCUCUGAACCCAGUGGGAUCUUCGAGUGAUGCCUUUCAGGGUGAUGAUGUGCAGACUUUCAUACGGCAGGUAGUGUCUUCUGUUUCCCCGAAUCUCGAACUCGAGGAAGACACGGACUUCUUUGCGACUGGGUUGGACUCACUGCAGGUGAUUCGAAUGGCUCGGAUCGUUACCCGGGGCAUCAGUAUGGGUUCGAAAGAGAGUCGUGGGAUACAUAUUGAUCCCCAAGUAAUUUACAGAUACUGCACUAUCAAGAGCCUUAGCGCAUAUCUGUCGAAUGCUAUAGAAGGAAACGUCAGUAACGGUGAAGCAGAAGACAAAGUCGAAGACGUGCAAGCGACGUUGAAACAUAUCACGAACAAAUACACUGCCUCACUUCCAAAGAUAGAGCACAAAGCUCUACAGGUUCCUUCUCAGUUCAAUAUUAUACUCACAGGAUCAACCGGCUCACUCGGAAGCUAUCUCCUUGACGUACUAUUAUCAGAACCUUCGAUUAAGAAAGUCUACUGCCUAAACAGAUCAUCCGACGCCUUCGAAAGACAGAGGUCCUCAUUCCACGACAGACAACUAAAUGUGAAAGCAUUAUUAUCACCCAAAGCCGAAUUUCUCACAACAAACCUCGAUGAUAAAACCCUAGGCUUAUCCCAAAGCAAAUACGCCGAACUCCUGAAUAAAACAGACGCCAUCGUGCACAACGCCUGGAAAGUAGACUUCAAUUUAUCCGUACACUCAUUCGAGAAAGAUAACAUACGCGGCACGCGGAACCUACUGGACCUAUGCAUAUCCAGCCGAAAAACAGUGCAUAUGUACUUUGUGUCCUCAAUUGCCACGACAUCCGGCUGGGAUCCAUCGAGGGGAAAGAUCCCAGAGGAUAUUCUACCUAAUACGGUCGAGCCUCCGUUACAAGGGUAUGGCCAAUCGAAGUACGUAGCCGAGAAUAUCUGUUUGGCUGCAUCUACUCGUUCUGGUGUUCCGGUAACUAUCUUGCGAGUCGGGCAAGUUGCGGGACCAACAACAAAGUCUGGGGGAUAUUGGAAUCCGGACGAGUGGUUUCCUUCUUUGGUCUUUACCUCGAAGUCGAUGGGUUCUAUACCUGAGUCGUUGGGUAUGCCGGUUGAGUGGAUUCCUGUUGUGCAGAAUACACUGGCCCAGGUCGUUCUAGAAAUCAUUCAAUGCGGUCAAGAUGGCUACACUUUUACCAACAAUUCAGAGGCGCAUCGGAGCAAAUCCCGUUAG
Aspergillus oryzae RIB40 is the source of this 2850-nucleotide messenger RNA. RefSeq lists its product as uncharacterized. The transcript is spliced from 5 exons. The record is from RefSeq and is a predicted model, not a curated record. Bases 1 to 2850 code for a protein of 949 amino acids. NCBI's taxonomy places the organism in Eukaryota, Fungi, Ascomycota, Eurotiomycetes, Eurotiales, Aspergillaceae.